Pistacia vera is the source of this 435-nucleotide messenger RNA. RefSeq names its product isoleucine--tRNA ligase, cytoplasmic-like. Bases 31 to 309 code for a protein of 92 amino acids. The transcript has 3 exons. The record is from RefSeq and is a predicted model, not a curated record. Lineage: Eukaryota; Viridiplantae; Streptophyta; Magnoliopsida; Sapindales; Anacardiaceae.
GUCAUCCUUGGUGAGGAGAGUUUCCAUGGGAUGUCUAAAAUGUCGUUUAAGAUCAGCUUAGCGAGACCUGCUCUAGCGUUUGAUUCAGAUGCUAUUCUUGCAUUAUACUCAGGAAACAGAAAGUUCCUGCAAGGCGUGCAAAUUUACUUGUUAUCAAGGGAUCAUUCCAAUUUGAAGUCCGAUUUUCAACAUGGAAAUGGCAAGAUAAUGGUUAAUUGCAUUGAAAAUCAGCCUGCUGCAGAACUGGUGUUGGGAAAACAUGUGUUCUUGUCUGUUGGCGAAUACUAUUUAAGGACAAAAACCGGGUAAUCUGAUUUCAGUAACUGGUCUAUUUAUACCGUAUACUUUAUUUUUGUGCCUUAAAAUUUUUGAAGUCUAUUUACUGACAAUAGAAAAACAAAAUGAUAGGCUACAUUAGCCUGGCAAAGUGUCCAC